Messenger RNA from Myxozyma melibiosi, 1240 nucleotides. Its product is annotated as peptidase S8/S53 domain-containing protein. Gene Ontology annotation, biological process: proteolysis. The transcript is spliced from 3 exons. Gene Ontology annotation, molecular function: serine-type endopeptidase activity. The record is from RefSeq and is a predicted model, not a curated record. The coding region runs from base 38 to 1240 and encodes 400 amino acids. Lineage: Eukaryota; Fungi; Ascomycota; Lipomycetes; Lipomycetales; Lipomycetaceae.
CUCUGCUCCACAGUAGUUCACGCCACUUCACUUCACAAUGCUCUUUACCGCCUCCGCAAAGCUCCUGCUCGCACUCAUGGCAUCUUCCCUGAUUUCGGCCGUGUCAGGGACGUAUUUAGUCCAGCUUGCGCCGGGGGCGGAUAUCGAGCAGUACCUGGACUCGCAUCCGACGCUACGGCAGAAGCUGCUGCGCACGUACUCGUUUGGCAAGUUCCGUGCCGUGCUGGCGGACUGCGAUGAUACGUUUGUCAAGUCGCUCGAAUAUAAUCCUCUGGUACAAGAUAUCUCACCAGACAUCGAACUCCGCGCAAACUCCAUUACAACCCAAACAGGCGCCCCAAGACACCUCGCGCGCGUCUCGCAAACCGGCCCGCUCUCGUCGACCAGCAACCUCACCUACUCCUACGACUCCACCGCUGGCACCGGCGUCGACGCCUACGUGCUCGACACGGGUAUCUACAAAGAACAUCCGGACUUUGGAGGACGCGCUGUUGUCGGAAGUGAUUUCACGGGAGAGGGAGCGGGCGAUGAGAACGGGCAUGGCACGCAUGUGGCCGGGUUGAUUGGAAGCGCGACGUAUGGCGUAGCGAAGAAUAUCAGUCUGAUUGAGGUUAAAGUGUUGAACCAGCAAGGCGGCGGCAGCGUACGAUAUUGUGAAUUAAUCCUAGCAGGUCUCGACUACGCAGUCAACCAGCGAACAGCCACAGGUCGCAAAUCGGUCGCAAACCUCUCGCUGGGCGCGAUGUACAACACGAUGCUCAACAACGCAAUCACAUCCGCCGUCGAGUCCGGCCUCGCGGUCGUCGUAGCAGCCGGCAACGACGGCUUCCCUGCCUGUGCGUUUUCGCCUGCGAGCGCGCGCGAGGCGCUGACGGUCGGCGCGUUCGACGACGCAGGCGACUCGAUCGCCUCGUUCUCGAACUGGGGCCACUGCGUCGAUGUGUUUGCGCCGGGAGUAGCAAUUCAGAGUCUGCUCAAUAGCGGAAGCGGCACCGUCGUCUACUCGGGAACGUCGAUGGCCAGUCCGAUCGCGGCGGGGCUGGUGGGGUAUUACAUGGGUCUUGGAGACGACGAGGCCGAGGCGGUGGAGCGGGUGAAGAGCACGGCUACGUGGGGCGCGCUGCCGUGGUGCCAGGUGCUGCUUCGCCCGUUCACGCCAAAAACAAGGUCGCGUACAACUUGGACGGAGCGACGCCGUAGAUGGAGUGUGUAUGAUAUAGGUUUUGGUGACGGCGCGUAG